AUGAACAACAACAGCAACCGUCGUGCUCCUCUUAUCCAAAAGCUCACCAUGACCAUGGUGGAUCCUCGAGACGGCUCCUUGGUGAUUAUUGGGGUCCGAGCCAAGAUUCCUGACGGUACUGGUCCACUCCAAGUCGAACUGCUUCCAGUUAUCGGCUCUUUCGAUGAGGAAGCUGUGGGCUUCGCUCCCAUCCGUGACCAAGAGCGUGACGUGAGUUUGCCUCGCAUUCCUUGCCCUCCCCUUGUCGACUUGACCAACGAAGAAGGCCCUCCCCUUGUCGACUUGACCAACGAGGAAGAUGAAGAAACCAAGAGUGAGACCAACGAGGAUGAAGAGCCGUCGGAUGAAGAGUCGACGGAUGAAGAGCCGUCGGAUGAAGAGCCUUCGAAUCCCGAGGAGGAAGCUUUCGAGGAGAAAGAGUCUUCGGAUGACAGUGAAGAUGAAAGCGCUUUUGCCGAAGACUUCGCUGAGCUGGACACCGUCGAUGAAGCCGAGACUGUGGCGGUGGAAAACAAUACUGCUGCUCGUCUCCCGACUCGUCUCCCAACUCGCCGCAACCCUCGUCGCAGUCGUCGCAAUACUCGUGCAGCCCAAUUGGAUGAAGAUGAUGCCGACUUGGCAGUCUUCCCCAUGUCGCAAGACUACUUCUAA
Molecule: messenger RNA, 651 nt
Organism: Seminavis robusta
Lineage: Eukaryota; Bacillariophyta; Bacillariophyceae; Naviculales; Naviculaceae
Source: the annotation of a GenBank genome assembly